Messenger RNA from Striga asiatica, 1954 nucleotides. The record is from the annotation of a GenBank genome assembly. NCBI's taxonomy places the organism in Eukaryota, Viridiplantae, Streptophyta, Magnoliopsida, Lamiales, Orobanchaceae.
UAGAGGUCCCCGGUUCGAACCCGGGCUCAGACAAAUAACUCUUCAAUUUUCAAUUUUUGUUUUUUGUUUUUCACAACCCUUUUUUAACUCUCGUUUCAUCUCCAUUUUCCAUUUUCUCUCUCACUCCUGUGCUUCAUCGUCUCAAUCGUUCCGAUCAAAUUCAAAUUCUCCCCGAAUAUCGAAAAAAACUCGCUGGAAUAUACCUUCUUCGAUUUCGUUUCGCUUCUUGUAUUAGUAUCACUUUCCCUUUUGUUUUGGUUCAUAUUCCUAGGGUUUUCUCGCAAUCGUUCAUGGAUUGGAGCAACGUGACUGCGGAGGAUCUGGUGGAGGCCCUGCGCGAAGUGGACUGGUCUUCGCCGCCACGCCCCGUGUCGGAAUUCUUCUCUCGGUUCACCGUGCCCCGCUCGUACGCCAAAUGGAACAGCCGCCUCAAGUGCAACCUCUAUUACUACCGCACCAACUAUUUCUUGAUGAUUGUUUUCAUUCUUGGAAUGGGAUUUUUGAGGAAGCCGCUUGCUAUUGUUGCUGCUUUUACGACAGCUUUGAGUAUUGCAUUUCUGAACGAUAGUUUUGCAGGGACUUUCAGUGAAAAGGUCACAAGGACUGUCAGACAGCUUUCUCCUCAUUUGGCAGCAAAGAUGAGACCUCCUCUCACACCUGUUAUUCGAGGGCGCCCAUCUGCAAAACGAGCUAUACAUAUAUGUGGACAACCUCGAUGGGUAUUCGUCUUGGUAUUUUCUGCAAUGAGUUUCUUCCUCUGGUUUGCUUCAUGUGGUAUUCUCAUGGUCUUAUGGGCCUUUGCUAUUGGACUUUUUGCCACUCUCAUCCAUGCAAGCUUUAGAACACCCAACUUGAAAGCUCGCCUGAACACAUUCCGUGAAGAAUUCCGUGCCGUUUGGCGUAAUUAUAGUGAACUGUAGCUUCUUUGUGGCAGAACACAUGACAGGUAGUGUACUUCUCACGGUGCUGCUGAAUAAUUGUCAGGGUGGGUUAUAAUGUUGCCAGUUGGCUUGCCACUAUACCCAUAUGGAAUUUGAGGCUUUUACUGAAGAUCGUUACUUAUACAAGUUUUCUGUAUUGUCUACCUUAUGUCUGAGUACCGUGCAAUUAUUUUCUUGAAUGACUGAAUUAUUUUUCGUCACCAUAAAUAAAUGUAGCAAAACUUUUAGGUCCAUCUCAUUUUCAUUGGUAUGCUUUUCCUGGAUGUAAUCGAGUUUGCUUUGAAACCUGUCAUGAUUUAGGAUGGGGUGUAUUUGAGUAGUUCAGUUUCUCUUUCUUGGAUUAAUGUGCAUGAUUGGUGGGCUACUGGCAAACAGAGAAAUCGAUUUGUUUUGGAGAGAUAAUAGAUUUAUAUUUUUUGGCGUGGUAUAUUAAAUAGACUAAGGUAGCAGUCUUCUCAGAUCUUCCGACUACAGAGCGUCCAGAAAGUAAAAUGGUGUCAUUUGAAUUAUAAUCUAUUGGUCAUUGAUAUCCAAAUUCUCUUAUUAACUGGACCCUGCAUUUCUUCUCAAACUUUCGCCGAAUCACUAAUUUUGAACUUAUUUGAUGUUGUGGACACACCUGAUAUUUCUCAACGCUUUAUUUAUUUAUAUCAAUCUUUUGUGGAACAUGUUUUCUCGAAAAUUGAAAGUUAGCCAUCUUAUAUUACUUUGCCUGUAUGGUCUAUAUGCUUCAAGAGUGUUGUUUAUGAAUGCCCUUUUGCUUCGAGUAUUUAUGAAGUUUAUGAAGAUAAUCAAAUAACGCUGUUGUGUGACUUUCUUCCAGCCAGCUGCUGAAUAUCUAGGCAAAGGGAGGCUGCCAAGAUCUGCAGAUCAGUAAGGAUUGGGUGGAAUGAAAACUUGCCAUUCUAAUACGAUUUUCAGAUAUCUCUAGGAUUAUACUUCUUGUGAUAUGGAAAAAGAAGAAAACAACACCAGUGUUGACAAACACAUGUGAUUGCUGCUAGUGUCAAUGU